This is a messenger RNA of Cajanus cajan (pigeon pea), 2134 nucleotides long. RefSeq lists its product as uncharacterized. The record is from RefSeq and is a predicted model, not a curated record. NCBI's taxonomy places the organism in Eukaryota, Viridiplantae, Streptophyta, Magnoliopsida, Fabales, Fabaceae.
UUUGUCGGAUUAUUAUGAUAAUUUAUUCCAGAUUCCAGAAUAAUUAAUCAAAAGGUUAUGCUUCUAGAUCACGCUUGCUUAAAAGAAAAGUAGCAGUUAGGAGUGUGUCACCGUAUCGUGGCUCUGCAUCAUCACCGUCACGGGAAUAAGUAACUUUGCUGGGUCGAGAAUUUCGCUAGUGAGUAGCGAAAUGGCGGAAGUGACGGGAAGGAACACGUGGACGGAGGAGCUGGCGAGUCUCAUAGAAGAUUCUGGAGUUCACUACAGCGGAGAUCCGAUUACCGCGACGUCGUUUGAGGCGAGGCGUUCGGUCUACGCGCCGCAGAGCGCGUCGGUGGAGUCGGCGGAGAGCUUCAAGGAGCAGGCGUUGGGGUUCGUCAUGGCUUGGUGCGAGAUUCUCGUUGAGUUGGGGAGAGGGUUUAGGGAUAUUCUGCGUCAGAAUUUCAUGAACGACGACUUUUUUUUGGUGAAGAAGCUUCGUGGACCUUGUGCCAGGGUUUCCAAGAGGUUGAGCUUUCUCAACGACUUUCUCCCCGAGGAUCGCGAUCCGCUUCACGCUUGGUCCGUUGUCUUCUUCGUUUUCAUUCUCGCACUCGCAGCUAUAAGUGUAGAUCCCAGUCGUGAGGCAGUGGCUCCUCUGGUUAAGGUGCGUCAACAUCCUCCUAGUGCUAGUCGUGUGCAACUUCCGGAUGGUAGAUACAUGGCUUAUCAUGAACAAGGUGUUUCUGCAGACCUGGCUAGAUUUUCGCUUGUUGCUCCACACUCUUUUCUUUCAUCCAGACUAGCAGGUUUACCUGGAGUCAAAGCAUCGUUGCUUGAAGAGUAUGGCGUUCGCUUGGUCACAUAUGAUCUUCCUGGUUUUGGGGAGAGUGAUCCUCAUCCAGGCAGAAAUCUCAAUUCAUCAGCUAUGGAUGUGCUGCAUCUGGUCAAUGCUGUCAAUGUUAGUGAGAAGUUCUGGUUACUGUGCCACUCUAGUGGAUGCAUUCAUGCUUGGGCUUCCCUCAGAUAUAUUCCUGAGAGAAUUGCAGGUGCAGCUAUGUUGGCUCCAAUGAUUAAUCCAUAUGACCCACACAUGACUAAGGAGGAGAUGAAAAGAACUUGGGAGAAGUGGCUUCCAAGGAGGAAAAUGAUGUAUUCCUUGGCUCGUAGAUUUCCAAGAUUUCUCAGUUUUUUCUAUCGGAAAAGCUUUUUGCCUGAAAACCAUGAUGAGAUUGAUAAGCUGCUAUCUUUCUCACCAGGAAAGAAGGAUAAAUUUGUGAUUGAAGAGCCAGAAUUUGAGGAAUUUUGGCAGAGGGACGUGGAGGAGUCCAUUCGUCAGGGAAACAUACGCCCAUUUAUAGAAGAAGCUGCUCUGCAGGUAUCAAAUUGGGGUUUUGACCUUAAAGAACUUCAUGUGCAGAAGAAGUGUCAGACAAGAGGCAUACUUCUUUGGUUGAAAUCAAUGUACAGUCAGGCGGACUGUGAAUUAGCAGGAUUUCUUGGCCUUACACACAUAUGGCAGGGACUGGAUGAUAAGGUGGUCCCACCAUCAAUGAUGGAAUAUAUAGAACGGGUUUUGCCAGAGGCAGUCAUCCAUAAGCUUCCAAACGAGGGCCACUUCUCGUAUUUCUAUUUUUGUGACCAAUGCCAUAAACAGAUGUUCGCCACUCUAUUUGGAACUCCUCAAGGCCCUGUUGAACGACAAGAGGAAACUGCUGCAUUCGAGGAAGAUAAGGAGGAAGAGGUUUUACAAGUAGUACCUGUUGACAGCUUCUAAUGUGACAUGACAGUAACUGCUGAUAGGCACCGUCUUAGGUUGGAUGUAAAUACGACAGCCACAGGCGGCUCCACUGCUCGGUGGAGCUUGAAACAAGAGAAUGAGUGGUCGUUAUAAUUAUCGGAAUUUUGAACCCUAAGGGCUUUUGCAGAAUCAUAUAGGUAAAACACCAAUGUUACACAUUCUUUCUCCUUCCCUGUCUAAUUGCUUCUAGACAGUUCCCCUUGUAAUCAUUUUUGUAAAACUUACAUAAUUAUUAUAAGAUUUUCAGUCAUAUCAUAAAAAAAAGGUUCCAAGUUGUAUCCUAUAUGAAUAAGCUAAAGCUACUAAAUUAGUAAUCAGUAACCUUUAUAUUUAUAUUAGUAUUAUUAAUACAGA